This is a messenger RNA of Aspergillus fischeri NRRL 181, 1488 nucleotides long. Its product is annotated as putative C6 finger domain protein. Bases 1 to 1488 code for a protein of 495 amino acids. The record is from RefSeq and is a predicted model, not a curated record. NCBI's taxonomy places the organism in Eukaryota, Fungi, Ascomycota, Eurotiomycetes, Eurotiales, Aspergillaceae. The transcript has a single exon.
AUGUCUGGGAGAACCUCCGUUGCCGGACUUGGGUCCUGGGUGAACCCACCAACGAGCAUCUCGACGAUGCCCAAGGUGCACACUACUCCCGCGCUACACCUUCUACAAUGGCCCCUUAUUCGGGACCUGGUCGCUCGUCCCUACGAUCCGCAGACGUUACUGCAGCUUGAAAUGGCCCGCGAGCCGCUUAGAUUUCCUUCCGCUGCAGGGUUCGACUUGUCCAAUACAACAACGUAUGUACAGUCUUUUUUCGAGCGGGUCAAUGUCUGGUACGCCUGUGUGAACCCAUACACUUGGACACGCUAUUACAGUAAAGCCGUCUCUCUGGGAUUCCGAGAGGGACCCGAGAGCUGCCUUGUCCUCUUGGUCUUGGCUCUAGGCAGCGCCAGUCACUACGGAAGCAUCUCGUUCAUUCCUUCAGAUAUGGACCCCCCAGGACUACCUUACUUUGCAACAGCGUGGAAUCUUCUGCCAUCAGUAAUGAUGCGCAACUCUGUUUUGGCUGCUCAGUGCAUCAUCCUUGCGUCUGCCUACUUAUUCUACCUAGUCAGACCUCUGGAGGCUUGGACCCUCCUCUCCAAUGCUAGUAUGAAAUUACAAUUACUCUUCGGGGACCCCGCCCGUGUACCCCUUCAGUGGAGAGAACUGAGUGUGAGAGUGUACUGGAAUGCUCUCUUAUAUGAGAGCGACUUGCUGGCAGAGUUGGAUCUGCCUCACUCGGGCAUUGUGCACUUCGAAGAAGUUGUCGACCUUCCCGGUGGUUUCGAGGAGGAGGAGGACGAAGAAGAUGAUGAAGCUGACAAUGAAGAUCGUCAAACCAGCUUAGUAGAGGGCUCGGUAGGCCGCGAGGAACUAUGGUAUUUCCUUGCUGAGAUCGCUCUUCGGCGACUCUUGAAUCGCGUCAGCCAUAUGAUAUACCAGAAAGAUAACUCGCUGACUCUUGGAUCACUUGGGCCCAUUGUCUCGGAGCUGGAUUUCCAACUUUCCCAGUGGUAUGAGAGUCUCCCUCAACCAGUCCAGUUCCCCCUCAGCCACACACCGAUUUCCAACCCUGUCCAGACAGUCCUCCGAUUGCGAUACUACGCGUGCCGGACUAUCAUAUACCGGCCAUACAUCUUAGCUGUCUUUGAGAAUGAGCACGCUGCGACUGAUCAGGUAGUAAGGGAAUGCUGCCGGCGGUGCUUGGAGGCCACGCUGCGCCAGCUGGAGAAUAUUACCAGUCACCGCGAAGGCCAUCUGCCCUAUCUCUGGCAGGGCGCGCUCUCUAUGGUAUCGCAGACAUUGUUGAUCAUGGGGGCCACGAUGUCCCCCGGACUCUCCACUUUAUUGCCUCCGGGAUUCCGAGUGGAUGCGAUAAUAUCCAGUGUGAUGGCCGAGGUUGAGAGAUACGCACACCUUGCGCCGAGCCUCAAAUUAUCUGCAGAGAUCAUUCGCGACGCAGAGAAACGACGGCAAAUUUGUCUCAGGUCGACCAGUCGACGAGUAUAG